AUGCAGGGCGGGCCGUUCUGGCGCGUGCCGACGGGGCGGCGCGACGGCAGGGUGUCGAUCAAGCAGGAGGCGCUGGACCAGCUCCCGGCGCCCACCAUGAACUUCACCGACCUCCUCGCCUCCUUCCGCGCCAAGGGCCUCGGCGUCGCAGACCUCGUCUGGCUCUCAGGGGCGCACACCAUUGGCAUCUCGCACUGCAACUUCUUCAGUGAGCGGCUAUACAACUUCACCGGCCGCGGUGGGCCAGGCGACGCAGACCCAUCUCUGGACGCCGAGUAUGCGGCCAGCCUCCGCCGAACCAAUUGCACCACACCCACUGACAACACCACCAUCGUCGAGAUGGACCCCGGGAGCUUCAUCACCUUUGACCUCAGCUACUACCACGGCCUGCUCAAGCGCCAGGGACUCUUCCAGUCCGACGCCGCGCUCAUCACUGACCCCGCGGCAAGGGCAGACGUCGAGAGCGUGGCCAAGGGCCCGCCGGAGGUGUUCUUCCAGGUGUUCGCACGGUCCAUGAUGAGGAUGGGCAUGAUAGAAGUCAAGACCGGUGGCGAUGGGGAGAUCAGGCGGCACUGUGCAGUAGUCAACAACUAG
Messenger RNA from Triticum turgidum subsp. durum (durum wheat), 594 nucleotides. The record is from the annotation of a GenBank genome assembly. NCBI's taxonomy places the organism in Eukaryota, Viridiplantae, Streptophyta, Magnoliopsida, Poales, Poaceae.